AUGGCAAAUACAGCUGCCAUUCUCGUUCCCAGUCUCGUUGUUGGCAUUCCAGUGGGUCUAUAUCUUGUCUUUCUAGGUCUGAGCGCCGUCCCAUAUUUCCAGCGAAAUUUCCUUUAUGCGCACAAAGUCCACACCCUGUGGUGGAGGGACAUCAACAAGCCGGAACAAUGGGGAUUUGCGAAGAACCAAGUAACUCCUUUCCAUCUCACCACCUCCGACAACCAGACCCUAUAUGCAUGGCACAUUCUCCCCCUCCCUGUCUACGCCCAGCAUGAAACCAAACUAUGUUCCCAACCCAGCGGCAUCUCCCCCGACAUAACCGCCACCGAGAACUUCCGCCUCCUCCGUGACGACCCCACCGCCAAACUGGUCAUCUCCUUCCACGGCAACGCCGCGCAACUCACCCAAGGCCACCGCCCCGCGCACUACCACACCCUCACCGGCGCGCACAGCCCCUACCACCUCCUGACGCUCGACUACCGGGGCUUCGGCCUCAGCAGCGGCACGCCCACGGAAGCCGGGCUCAUCCGCGACGCCGAGGCCGCCGUGGAAUGGGCCGUCCACACGGCCGGGGUGUCCCCCGCGCGCAUCGUGCUCGUGGGCCACAGCCUGGGCACGGCCGUGGCGGCGGCGGCGAGCGAGCGGUUCACGCUGUUGGGGUCGGGGGAGGAGCGGUGGGAUUUUGCGGGCGUGGUGCUGGUGGCGGGGUUUAGUUCGUUGCCGGAGAUGUUGAGUGGCUACGCGAUUGCGGGGUGGGUGCCGGUGCUGAGACCGCUGACGUGGUGGCCGUGGUUGUUGGGGGUGGUGAUGGGGCGGGUGGUGGAUCGGUGGGAUAGCGCGGGGAGGUGGAGAGAGGUGGUGAAGGGGGUGAGGGCGAGGGGGGGGCGGUUGAGGUUGAGUUUGGUGCAUGCGAAGAAUGAUUGGGAUAUUCCAGCUCAUGAGGAUGAUAAGGUGUUUAGGGCGGCUGUGGAGGGGUUGAUGGGGGGGAGGGUGGAUGGGGAAGGGUUUGAGCUAGAGAAGAAACGGAGGACGGUGGUCAGGGGGAAGAACUCAUUCGUCUCGACCUGGGAGGAGGGGAAUGUGGUGGUGAGGCAGGAAUUAUUUCCACAUGGAGGUAGGUUUGUGCCCUGGUUACUGGGAGUGAAGCGAGAGGGCUAA
Chaetomium globosum CBS 148.51 is the source of this 1158-nucleotide messenger RNA. RefSeq lists its product as uncharacterized. Lineage: Eukaryota; Fungi; Ascomycota; Sordariomycetes; Sordariales; Chaetomiaceae. Bases 1 to 1158 code for a protein of 385 amino acids. The transcript has 4 exons. The record is from RefSeq and is a predicted model, not a curated record.